UCCCCAUAUCCAGCUAGGCGUCGGGGUCGCAGGGCGAUGCGCUCUAGGCAUAUUCGCACAAAUCUAGUCACAGCUCCAAGGCAAAAUCCCCUUACAUCUUUCGCAUCAAACCAAACAUCUAAAAAAUCUGCGUGUCUUUCCCAAGAACGUGCUCAGCGCCUUGCUCUUCUCCGUUCAUCAAGUCUUCAUGCUGCUUUGUUCUUUCAUCUAGCCGGUGGGAUCGACCCAGCCUCGGAUUCACAAUAUUCUUCUUCUCCACAUUGCCAUGAAAAUAUUGCCUCAGAGAAUUCCUGUUCUCUUUCUGACAUGCGGCCUCCACAGGACUUUUGUCAGGCUCCACAAGAAGGCACCUUAGAAACUGAUCACUAUUCUCAAAAGAUUAUACCUAGCGUUUUAGCUGCCUCAACGGGAGAUCUGCAUAAAAGACAAGCCUUAUUUAUGUGUUUGGAUCUGCUUGGAUGGAUUAUCAGCAUGUACCAUCACGAAAUCAACUGGCCAAAGUUAGUUAUCUCAUCUCAAAGGCAUUUCCUUUAA
Protopolystoma xenopodis is the source of this 534-nucleotide messenger RNA. The record is from the annotation of a GenBank genome assembly. Lineage: Eukaryota; Metazoa; Platyhelminthes; Monogenea; Polystomatidea; Polystomatidae.